Messenger RNA from Homalodisca vitripennis (glassy-winged sharpshooter), 3588 nucleotides. Its product is annotated as omega-amidase NIT2. Gene Ontology annotation, molecular function: omega-amidase activity. The transcript has 6 exons. Gene Ontology annotation, biological process: L-glutamine metabolic process; oxaloacetate metabolic process. Bases 188 to 1036 code for a protein of 282 amino acids. The record is from RefSeq and is a predicted model, not a curated record. NCBI's taxonomy places the organism in Eukaryota, Metazoa, Arthropoda, Insecta, Hemiptera, Cicadellidae. Gene Ontology annotation, cellular component: mitochondrion.
AUCACCAGCUGACAGUGGUCAGUGAUACGGAUACAGGCAAACAUUUGUUUAUGUAAGGCUAAAUAACGUCUUGCUAUCUGUAAUCGAGGUUAUCUCAGGCAAUGAAUUAGAUUAAAUCUUCUAAUUGAGAAGUUGAAGUAACUUGUAACUUUAGUUCAGAUUCACCCUCGUUGUAGCCCGUAAAGAAAUGGAAAAACUUAAAACUCUUCGCGUUGCAUUAGUGCAGAUGGCUGUUGGGGAAGACUUAAGAGAAAACCUCCAGAGAGCUAUUAAGCUUAUACGAGACGCAACUGCCAAUAAUUCCUCUCUAAUUGUGUUGCCAGAGUGCUUCAACAGUCCAUAUGGAACAAAACAUUUUCCCAAAUAUGCUGAGCCUAUACCAAAUGGUGAAACAUCAAAAACCCUCUCUGAGGAGGCGAAAGCCAAUAAGGUGUUUCUGGUUGCGGGUUCCAUACCGGAACGGGAGGGAAACAAGUUCUACAAUACUACCACCGUUUGGAGUCCCAGUGGUGAGCUGCUGGCUAAACAUAGGAAGAUACAUUUAUUUGAUAUUGACAUUCCAGGAGGAGUGAGAUUUAAGGAAUCCGAUUGCCUCAGUGCAGGAAAAGAUUUGACCACAUUCAAUAUUUCAAAUCUAAAAAUUGGAGUUGGCAUAUGCUAUGACCUCAGGUUUAGUGAACUGUCGAAAAUUUACAGGAAACAAGGUGUGGAUAUGCUGUUGUACCCCGGAGCUUUCAACAUGACCACUGGACCGUUGCACUGGGAACUGCUGUUGCGUGCCCGGGCGGUCGACGAGCAGGUGUUUGUAGCAGGCGUCUCUCCAGCUCGGGACACGACGGCGGACUAUGUAGCCUGGGGACACUCCAUGGUGGUGGACCCCUGGGGUAAAAUCCUUCAACAAGCUGACUCCCAGGAGGAGACAGUCAUUGUGGAUUUAGACCUGGCUGAGAUAGACAAUGUAAGAAAACAAAUACCAGUAUACUACCAAAGACGGGAAGAUUUGUAUGAUACCAUUGAAGUAAAGAGUAAAAUGUGAUUAGGAAAAGAACUGAUAUACUUACUGCCUAUGAGAUGAGUAAAGAAACUAAAAGUUCAUGUGUGGGAAGAACGUAUUGAUGGUGGAAGGGGUUCCUUUCCCAUGUUCUUUGCCAGGUAGCUCUAACCAAAAUAUCAAGUAAAAAUAGUCAUUCACUCAACUUUUAAUAACCUUUCUUUCACUAGCUAUGUGAUGUUUUUUCUAAUAGUAACAAUUCUCACAAUGUUUUUUAAAAAUUUUAGAGCAGCUAAUACAGACUGAAAUAACUAACAGUUGGACAAUGUUGUCUCAGUUGUAGAUGCACAGUAGCUGCUUCAUAAUUCUAUGUUCUCAAUAUCACAGUACCUUUACUCACCUCUUUGGCUUUAAACAAUAUAUAUUUAUUUGAAGGACAUUUUUCUGAUAUUAUAUUAUUAAAUAGUUUUGGAAUUUUUGCUGUUGUUACUUAUGUUAUAAUUAACUCUAGUUGUGGUGGGUAUCAUUUACUUGACAUGAUUCAGGAAGGAGCCUAUCCUUGAGCUGUUUACUAACACCAUUUGUGCAAUACAGAAAAUAUACGGAUGAUUCAAUCAACAAUUAAUUAAGUUGUAAUUAUUUUGGACUCAUUUCUGUUCAACACAAUUGCUGUGUCUGCUAUGUGUUGAAUCUCAGUACUUUCACGUUCUUCCAGAUAAUUAACCUAUAAAGCACCAUAUAGUUGCUGCCUAACUUUAGAUUAGUGCUCAAUAAUUAUCAAAAAUAAACACUAUAUUUUCUUAAAGCUGAAUUUAAUUUACUUUUCUGUGUAAGAAAAGGAAAAUAAAAUAUAUGUAAAUAAUUUUAGAUUCUUUUAUUUGCCCACAAAAAAAAAGAUUUGUGGGCACAUAAUAAACACUUGCGGCUUUGAACGAUACUACCAAACUGCCUUUUGUGAAACAAAAACUGGUCUAGCUUUGAUCAAUAAGCACAGAGGCUGCCACGUGGUGUGCAGCACAUCUCACUAGUGAACUAUACUUCCCACACAUUAGCGGACUAGCUCAUAACUACUAUCAUUACAAAUCAAGGCAAACAAUUUUAUUGUUUUGUGCGUAUACGUGCUUUCACUGUUUAGAGCAUAGUCAGCCCUCUGUAAGUUGUACACCUUUUUUAAUAUCUCUAUAGAUUUUAAGAUGGCAGCCAUUUAAAGUUUUGAAAAAGAAUGGUUGAUUAUAUAUAAGUUAUUAUGCAUUAUAACACAAAACAAAAGUGUUUUAGUAUUAUCGGGGCAUUUACAAUAAUGUUAGUUCAUGAUUAAAUAAAAAAUAACUUGGUUUCCAGACAGCGGGCAUACAAAGUUUUAAACUAAUAUACAAAUUGGGGGAAUAAUUAUGAACACAAUGUAUAUCAUAGUUCUUAAUAGAAAUAGACUAAACUUUGUACAGAGGCAGUAUUUAUAUAUAAUUUGGACGAAUUCGUUAGCCAGUCUUCACCAAUAAAACAUUUCAAGAUGGCGUUUAUUCGAAUUUCGGCAAAUGUUUAUCUUGAGUAUUUCACACGAUAAAUCACAAUUGACACACUUCAUAAAAUUGUCAAGUGAUUCUAAGCAACAUUUAUUCUUGCUUAUUUUUUGAUAACUUUAAGGUUUCAAGAUGGUGGCCAUUUAGUUAUAGAAGUAUUCAACUGAACUAUUAUAAGUGAGUAUGUUUACAGACAUAAUUUCAGAUUAAUUGUAUCAGAAUCAUGCCCACGUUUUUUCAAAGAACUUACACGGUUAUAAUAAUUUUUGUCUUAUAAGGUUUCAAGAUUAUGGACUUUCUAAAUGUUUGAAAGUGUUGUUACAAUUGUAUUAACAUGCCGACAUUGAGGAUUACUGUCCCAUCAGUGUUGUGCAAAUUAAACAUCUAAACUAAUAAUGCAUCUUUAGUUUGAAAUUUUGAGAUGACGGCCACACGUGUAAUCUAACUUUUUUCUGACUGAGCCGGAAGGGAUAUUUAUAAUAAAAAAGUAACCUUUACAUAACAUCUCAAAACAGUCUGAUAGUAAACAUAAUAAAAUUACUGCCACUACUACAGUUAGUUAACAAGUGGGUCAUUGUGUAUAUGUUAUAUUUCAAGUCUGGAUUUAGGUAAAUAGUUUUAAGGUUACUAACAAUAAAUUCCACCUUUUGAGAACCGGGUCAAAAAUCGGUGUGUGCAAUAAUCAAUUUGAUCAUUUCAAGCACUGUUUACUCAAACUGAACUUAAAUGGUAUAAUGCAUUAAAAACAUCAAUUGAUUUGGAAAACAUGUGUAUAUCAAGUUGUAUCCAGUAUAUUUUUUGUUCUGUUAUGUUAUGUUUGAAUUAAAGUUUUCCACAAAAAACAAGUUAUUUUGUCAUAUAUAGUUUUACAAAAUAAAAAUUUUUGCCUGCGAAAAAAUUUAAUUUUUUAUAAUUGUAUUACAAAAAUACAAACACAUAAUAUUUUUAUUGGGAAGACAUUAUUUAGUUUUCUUUACAUUAUUAUUAGUGAGUACAUAAAACUAAUCUCAAAUGUUUAUUUAUAAAAGCAUUUGUAUAUUAUGCUUUUAAAGAUUGUAAAUAAAAUUCAUUGUAAUA